Biomphalaria glabrata is the source of this 836-nucleotide messenger RNA. RefSeq names its product glycine, glutamate and proline-rich protein-like. Lineage: Eukaryota; Metazoa; Mollusca; Gastropoda; Planorbidae. Gene Ontology annotation, biological process: peptidoglycan catabolic process. Gene Ontology annotation, molecular function: lysozyme activity. The record is from RefSeq and is a predicted model, not a curated record. The transcript is spliced from 7 exons. Bases 114 to 704 code for a protein of 196 amino acids.
AAGCCUUUCAUUAUUCCCGGAUAUAAUGUUUCUGUAUAAGUAAGUACAACUCCAUAACAGUGCGGUAAUACGUAGAGAGCUCGUCCCAGCUGUUAACACGUCAGAGUCACAGUAUGUUUUUACUUCUCUUGUUCUCAGUUCUAGGCUCUACAUCAGCAGCCAGAACAUGUUAUGGUGACAUCAACAACUUGUCUCCGACAGGGAGGAAGGUCGGAGGUGUAACUAAAUCUAACAGUGAAGUCCAGACAGAUCUGACUUACCUAAAUAGAUACCGAUCCUGCUAUCAGACGGCUGCUGAUAAACUAUGUAUCCAAGCUUCCGUCAUUGCUGCCGUCGCCAGUAGAGAAUCCAGGGGCGGAUCUCUGCUGGAAAAGACAAAUGGUUACGGUGAUGGAGGCAAAGCGUAUGGGAUAAUGCAGUGUGAUAUCAAAAACUCGGGUCUCCCUUGUACAUCAGUAAGUUGGAACAGCUGUGCGCAUAUCGAGAUGAUGACAGGCGCCCUGAUUGCUAAAAUCAAUGAGGUCAAGAGAAAAUUUCCUAAUUGGCCUGCAGAAAGACAAUUGCAAGGCGGAGUUGCUGCGUAUAAUUUUGGCUCCAAAAAUGUUCAAAGUUGGUCUGGCCUGGAUGUCGGCACUACCAAUAACGACUACAGCAAUGACGUAAUCGCUAGAGCCAAGUACCUGUACUCCAUCGGUUGGAACUAAGUUUGUCUCGGUUAAACUCAUAUUAUCAUUUACUUUCUGCUUUGAAUUGUAUGGAAGCGUGGACAGUACUAACUUGCAAACAUUCCGUCUUAUAUAGAAACAAAAGAUGUUAUAAAAUAAUGUCCAAGUUCA